AUGUCGGAAGGAACAGUCGUUGCUGAAUCAUCUUCACGCGGUCGCGGCAGAGGUCGAGGAAAGUCGAGAGGGGGCCUAGGAAAAUAUCUUCGCGCUCGGGGUAGAGGUAGAGGCAUUGGACGGCCUGCUGAAUUCAGCAAACGGUUGGUGUUAGAGGGUGAAGAAGGCGAGGAAGAAAACGAGGAAGAGGCUGCCGCUCGUCAGGCAAAAUACUCUCGAAGGAACUUAGGAACUAACGCAGAUCGAUAUGCAGAGCAAGAGCCGGAAUUGGACUCGGAUGGGGAGCCCAUCGUCGAGCCCGAAGUCGAUCUGUCUGUGUUCUUAGAAAAGCAAAGAUUGACAGAUGCCCGUGGGCCUGCAACACACCUUCCGCCAGAAGAUGACGAUGAUGUGGACCAUUCUCUUGAUACUCUAACAUCUAGUAAGACGCCGAAUCUCAAAGGUAAAGCCCAACAAAUUCAGUGGGAUGACUCGCUCGAAGACCUCUUGCAUGAAAAGGCCGCAGCUGAGGCAACCAGAGAACUAAAGAACCGCUUUAGAGCAAAAUCGGAGAAGCUGCGAACAAGUGGUAGAACUACGACUACCAACAGUAGGAAAAAAGAAGUAUCCUAUGCCGAUGCACCACCACUGCCGAUAUCCGGGAAUGAACGACCCAAGACAGAGAUGGAAAAGAUGGAAGAUUUUCUGGACGAUUUAUUGAGUUGA
Messenger RNA from Lentinula edodes (shiitake mushroom), 705 nucleotides. RefSeq lists its product as uncharacterized. Lineage: Eukaryota; Fungi; Basidiomycota; Agaricomycetes; Agaricales; Omphalotaceae. Bases 1 to 705 code for a protein of 234 amino acids. The transcript is spliced from 4 exons. The record is from RefSeq and is a predicted model, not a curated record.